Messenger RNA from Eurytemora carolleeae, 3600 nucleotides. RefSeq names its product DNA repair and recombination protein RAD54B. Gene Ontology annotation, molecular function: ATP binding; DNA translocase activity; ATP-dependent chromatin remodeler activity. The record is from RefSeq and is a predicted model, not a curated record. Gene Ontology annotation, biological process: reciprocal meiotic recombination; double-strand break repair via homologous recombination. Lineage: Eukaryota; Metazoa; Arthropoda; Copepoda; Calanoida; Temoridae. The transcript has 13 exons. Gene Ontology annotation, cellular component: nucleus. The coding region runs from base 1 to 2742 and encodes 913 amino acids.
AUGCGACGGUCUGCAGCUCCGUCUAAAAGGUUGCAUGAGCAUGUCGUUAAAAAAUCUGCGAAAACCAAUCUGGAAAUUCUAGCGAUGCUUGAAACCUCAAAUGUACUCCCAUGCGAACCUGAACUGCCUCUUAGCGUUCUCUCAGUUCCUACUAAUCUUACUCCGCGCGCUUUCAGCUCUCCUCUGACCAAACCUAACCCUGUUCUUGGAUCAAUUGUUACAGGUUCUAAACCAGUCCCAACUGCCCUGAAACCAGCUCCGGUUUCUAGGUUUAACCCUGUUACUCCUGCUCCUUCACUAAAUGAUAGUAGUUCGUCCUGUAAAUAUUUUUGCUGUGUCUGGUGCAAAAAGUCUGGUAGAAAGCAUAAGAAGUGGGAGGGAGACGGAUUUGCUAAGGUUGGAGAGAGGACCGUGGUUCUUAUAGACGAGAACGGGAAGGAGAUAGGACGAGGUUCCGGAUACAAGGUUGCUCAGCUCCAGGCUUUAGAUGACGGAGAACUCAUUUCUGUUGGAAGUAAAGAAAUAGAAAUUACAGGAUCUAGUAGUGCCGAGGUCUGGGCAAACAAGGUGCAGGAAGGUAGGAACAAGGAAAAUGUGGAGAAAGAAGAGAAGAUGAACCGAGGGAAGAAAAGAAAGGUAGAUGAGGAGAAGAAGGAGGUAGAGGAGAAGAAAGUUGAUUCGCCUCCUUCGUCUCUAAUCCUGAAUUCAAUUCUGCAGACGGAGAAGUUUAAAUCCUUCAAGAUCCCGCGGAGAACAGGAGAAGGAGAAGGAGGGUUUGUUACUGCACGGAAUGUUACACCAGGUAUACCUAUGUUUGACCCUGGACGUGAAGGAUCUCUAGUUCUACCCCGACCUCCUCUGGGCCAUCCUCUCCGGACUAGUAAACUAGUAGACGUGGUUCUAGAUCCAUAUAUUGGAACAAAACUCAGAUUUUAUCUAGAGCACAUCAGCGCAGUGGGGUCAUCUUCCUCUACAGUAGUAUCCUUGGUUACAGAAAGAACUGUUAAGACAGAGAGUGGAGAUUAUCCAUUGAAAGGAGGGAUUCUUGCAGAUGAUAUGGGGCUAGGUAAAACCCUCCAAACUGUGGCCCUUAUUUGGACAAUACUAAAACAGUCUCCUGUAGCGGGCUCUGUACUUGCCAGGAAAGUUCUAAUUGUUGCUCCCUCUAGUCUUCUAAACAACUGGGCUGAAGAAUUCAGAAAAUGGUUGGGUUCAGAAAGAAUCAUAAUCCAUGUAGCCGACUCAGCUAAGAAAGUUUCGAGUUUUAAGUCUUACAACACAGCUCCGAUCCUUGUUGUAUCCUACGAACUGUUGGUUCGAGCAGAGGCUGAGAUUCAGGAUAUAAAAUGGGAUUUGAUAGUUUGUGACGAGGCUCAUAGAUUGAAAAACUCGGAGAUUAAAACGAGUUGUUGUUUAGCUCGGAUAGAGUGCGAGAAGAGGGUUUUGUUAACUGGAACUCCUGUCCAGAAUGAUCUGAAUGAGUACUUCUGCUUAGUGAGUACGGUUGCUCCAGGUUUACUAGGGAACAAGGUGAAAUUCAACUCUGAGUUUGUCUCCAAGAUUGAGAAGGGACGUGAACCCGGAGCAGAAGAAUCGGAGAGAGAGGACGCAGAUGAAGCAUUAUCCAAAUUAUCCACCAUAUCUCAACAUAUCCUGCUCCGGCGAACCUCCGAGAUAGUUCGUAAAUAUCUUCCAUCUAAGACGGUGAAUGUUGUGUUCUGUAGACCCUCGGAGUUCCAAUCUGUUGUUUACUCCAGCCAGGUUUCGAAGCUACUGAGUCAAGUUGAAUCUGAACCCGGAGCUCAUCUUGCUGCAAUCUCAACACUCAAGAAGAUCUGUAAUUCGCCUUAUCUCCUCGAUAACAGCAAUCUUCAAGGAUUCGGAUCUCCGAGUACCUGGGAGGAACAGUCUGGAAAACUAUCCGUCCUCACCUGCCUUCUUCUCACCUUGAUCCAGUCUGGCGAUGAGAAGAUUGUUCUUGUUUCUCUCUCCACCUCAACCCUGGACCUCCUCUCCAACCUCUGUGAUAGAUACAACCUGCCAACCUUGAGGUUGGAUGGAAAAACUCCUCCGUCCUCCCGUCAGCAGAUCGUAAAUAAAUUCAAUGCUAAGGGAUCGGAGACUAGAGUGUUCCUCCUGAGUUCUAAAGCUGGAGGAACAGGACUGAACCUUAUCGGAGCAAGUAGGAUAGUUCUAUUUGAUAUAGACUGGAAUCCUGCUACGGAUAUGCAGGUGAUGGCUCGAAUCUGGAGAUACGGACAGCGUAGGCACUGUCAUAUAUACAGGCUCCUAACUACAGGUACUAUAGAGGAGAAAAUAUACCAGAGACAAGUCACGAAGAGUGGGUUAGCAGGAGGCCUGGAGACUGCAGGACUAGGAGAUGGUUCAUCCGCUGCUCAUUUUACUCGGGAGGAACUGAGGGACCUUUUCACUUUCAGAGAGGAUACUGAGUGUGAGAGUCACGACCUGCUGGAGUGUGAGUGCGGAGGAUCUGGAGCUCUCCAGGUUGAUCUCCAGGAGAAGGAAGAGACUACUAGAUCCUGCCAGCUAGGAAAUAUUAAUACCAAGGAGAGAUCCGGAUCCAACAUGGAGCAGCUCAAGGUGUGGAGGCAUUACACGGCUCCAAUUCAUGGUAAGAUUGGAGAUGAACCUUUGGAGUCUGCAGAAUCAUUUGUUUCCUACGUUUUCCGACACUUUCAGGACUCUGCAGAGGCAUCAGACCAGGAGGAGGCAGGGACAUAACUUCAUCAGGACAUUAGAAAUCUAAUCUUGAUUCAACAUAAAUAAUAUGCAAUCUGGAUACAAACCAUCUGGUCUUUUACUUGGAUAAAACCUAUGUAACAUGCAACCUGGAUACAACCCAUCUGUUUUUUAUCCUGGAUACAAACCAUCUGGUUUCUUCCUGGAUACAAACCAUCAAACCAUCUGGAUCAAAUAUGAAAAUGUGAUUAAUUGAUUAAAAUUAAAUCAUCCGAAACUUUACUGAAAAUCCUUAUUAAUGUUAAUAUUUAAUUCUCAACCCAUUGAUGUUUGUGUAUGUACGCAUUUAAUGUACAGGGCUACCUACAAGAUGAGACGACUUGACAGGAUUCUAUUGUCUGUUUCCUUACAAUUAGGAUUCUCUGCAACAAUAAACUUGUUUCUAACUUUGCAAGAUUAUUGAAAAGGCCAUAAAAAGACUCUUCAAAUCAGAAAACUUAAUUCAACCUUGGAAUCGACAUAUUUAAAUAGUCUUAUCCCAGGUGGGUGACCCUGUAUAUGCAGAAAAGCAAUGGUAAGUAUAUAUAGUCCUGUAUAUUUAAUCUUGUAGGGUUCAUGCAAUGAAUGUGUUAAAUACCUAAAAUCAGCUAAAAUAGAAUAGUUUAGUUAUCUAGUGAAGUGGGGAUUGAUAUAUGCAAUGUAUAUUCAAGGGACUUAGAAACACAGGGAUUACAGUUCGGUAUUAAUCCCACCGAAAACAUCUAUAAUAUAUAUAUUCCAAUGAAGACGUCACAAUUCUGAUUAAGUCCCUAGAUAUACAAGUCCAUGAUGUAUAUAUACAAGGAGUAAAUUGUAUGUGACUAAUUCUAACCUUACUAUAAAUAUAUUCACGGAAUACGG